Messenger RNA from Drosophila subpulchrella, 2009 nucleotides. Its product is annotated as peptide transporter family 1. Gene Ontology annotation, molecular function: dipeptide transmembrane transporter activity. The coding region runs from base 223 to 1899 and encodes 558 amino acids. Gene Ontology annotation, cellular component: membrane. The transcript is spliced from 7 exons. Lineage: Eukaryota; Metazoa; Arthropoda; Insecta; Diptera; Drosophilidae. Gene Ontology annotation, biological process: oligopeptide transport; transmembrane transport. The record is from RefSeq and is a predicted model, not a curated record.
GCCCAGAGCAGCGGUCGUCAGUCGCGGCACAAAUCCGUCGCCCAAACAAUAGAGCUCGUUGUGGCUGUGGCCCACCAAACGCAACCACCGACGACCCACAAAAGCCGCAGCUCUGUAACCCGAUCUGGUCCGAAGCGCUUUCAAGUCAACAACUGGUCCAGGUCUCUGCUCCCUCUCCGGUUCAGUUCGUUUACGUCGGAUUAGCCGUGCAGGCUGUUCAAAAUGUUUCGCGCUACGGAAAUCGGCAGCGAAGAAACCCUGCCUGCGCUGGCGGAGCUCAGUCAGAUGGAAUACGAGCCGGAGGCACGGGACAUUGAGUGGGGCGGUUGGAGGGCAGAACGGGCCCAGUUGAAGCGGCCUCAUCGCAGCUCCCUUCCAAAUUAUGGCUUCGCCCCGCCGCCCAUCCGCAUGGAGUACAGGUAUCCACGGGCUGUCUUCUUCGUCUUGGCCACAAAGUUCUUUGAGGCCUUCGCAGCCAACGGCAUACGCACCGUUCUCGCCCUCUAUCUGCGCGAUGAUCUCAACUUCUCCGAAAGCUUUUCCACGGUGGUGCUGCACAUCUUUAACUUCUUCGGCCAGUUCUGUCCGAUCAUUGGGGCCAUCCUGGCGGACAGCUACAUGGGCAACGUGCGCACGAUCUCCGGCUUCAGUUUCAUCUAUGCCUUUGGAUGGCUACUGCUCGUACUGACAUCCCUGCCCGCCAUGGGUCUUCCAAUGGUGCUGCUGGUGUCCAUCGCCCUGUUAUUUAUCGCCGUGGGUAAUGGAUCCAUUCGGGCCUGCAUCACUUCAUUAGGAGCGCUGCAAUUUAAGCUUCCGGAACAGAGCGCCCACCUGGCCGAGUAUUUCUCUUUCUACUAUUUCGUCUAUUACUUUGGCAUCUUCCUGAGCAAAAUCCUUCCUCCGCUGGUAAGGGCCAACACACAGUGCUUCGACAAGGCGGAGUGCUAUUCAGCAGUAUUCGGCACCCUGGGCAGUGCCUUCAUGAUGGCCUGGAUUAUCUUUCUGGUUGGAAAAUGCUUUUACAAGUCCGAAAAGCUGUCCGAUGACAAUAUACUCUUCAAGUUCUGCGGCUGCAUUAAAACAGCUCUAGUGGAGAAGUGGCGACGUCGCAAAUCGCCGAAGCGCACCAGCUACUGGCUGCACAAUGCAGUUGGUGCCUACGACGAGGGCUUCGUUAACGAUGUCUCCAGGGUCUUAAGGAUAUCCAAGCUUUUCAUUCCGCUACCGUUCUACUUCGCCUUGCUGGCGCAACAAGAUUCCAGCUGGACCUUUCAGGCCACUCAGAUGAAUACAACACUGCUGGGCGUGACCAUCCAACCGGAUCAGGCCAAAGCCGUGGGUCCAAUCUUCCUGUUCAUGCUCAUCCCCUUGUGGCAGUAUAUAACCGUGCCUUUGCUGCGUCGCUACUUCAAUUGGGAGCUGCAGCCGCUCCAUAGUGUAACAGUGGGUGGUAUUUUCUCCGCAGGCGCCUUCUUCUGUGCAGGAGCUGUGCAGGAACGAAUAAUGAAUUCCCCGCUUCAAACAGUGAAUAUAGCCUGGCAACUGCCGCAGUUCCUUUUGCUUAUGAUGGGCGAACUGCUGCUCUCCAUUCCGGGUCUUCAGUUCGCUUUCACCCAAGCGCCGACCUCCAUGAAGUCGGUGGUGACGGCUGCCUGGUUCCUGAACAAUGCCUUCGGGAAUCUCAUCGUGGUGUUGGUCACCGAACUGGGUAUGAUGAGCUCCCAGAUGGCCGAGUACUUCUUCUAUGCGGUGGUCAUGCUGGUCUGCAUUAUCCUAUACGCCCUGCUGGCCUUUGAUUAUUCGCUGCAGGAACGAAAGGGCGGGCUAUAUGUUAGGGGUCUGGACAGCGAUCCCGAGGAUCGGGAUGUGCCCAGCACCAGCCGCAGCGGCAGCAUCUAGAAGAGGUUCUAUUCUCUAGUAUUUCCAUUGCACUUGUAAUUUAUUGAUACACGCACAUAGGCAACACGCAUUUAACUGAAAAUAAAUAAAAGCUAAGCAACUAAAAAUCA